Erpetoichthys calabaricus (reedfish) is the source of this 10047-nucleotide messenger RNA. RefSeq names its product SPARC (osteonectin), cwcv and kazal like domains proteoglycan 1 (gene spock1). Gene Ontology annotation, molecular function: calcium ion binding; protein binding. The transcript is spliced from 11 exons. The coding region runs from base 279 to 1598 and encodes 439 amino acids. Lineage: Eukaryota; Metazoa; Chordata; Cladistia; Polypteriformes; Polypteridae. The record is from RefSeq and is a predicted model, not a curated record.
GCGAUUCGCUGUCACUUUCACGGUAGAGUUGAGAGGUGGCGCAAGAUUGUUGCCUACGUUACUUUCUUUAUUCAAAAAAAUCGAAACAAAUAAGCCAAAAUAAAAGGAAAAGCAUCUGGCUCUCUCGCUUGCAGAAGUGGAAGGCCGCUCUGGAGACACUGGAAUUUUUUUUUAUCGCGUUAUUCUUGUGAAGGCGAUCAAAUAGCCGGAGUGGAGGAUUAGAGAAGGACACAGUGUGACCCGAUCUGAAGCGAGAGAAAACAGUGAGCACAGGAGAGAUGCGGGUGCACUAUCUUCUCGGGUUCUGUACGCUCUUCUUGCUCCAAGUUGAGUGCAGGCGCACUGAAAUCAUCACUGCAACCAGCAACAAUGGAAAUUCCGUAGACAACGACAAAUGGCUAAGCACCGUCUCCCAGUAUGACAAAGAUCGAUACUGGAACAAAUUCCGAGACGAUGAUUACUUCAGAAACUGGAACCCAGGGAAGCCAUUUGAUCAAGCUCUCGAUGCCACUAAGGAUCCUUGCCUGAAAGUGAAGUGCCCGCCGCACAAGGUGUGCGUAAGCCAUGACUACCUGACGGCAAUCUGCAUCAGCCACAAGCAGCUGGCACACAGCCUGAAGCCCAGACGAGCAAACCUGGCUGCCCGCAAACACUGGACAGGAGUUACCAGUCUGGCCAAAUGCAAGCCUUGCCCUGCGCUUCACUCCACAUCUGUGUGCGGCUCAGACGGGCACACAUACUCAUCUAAGUGCAAAAUGGAAUUCCAGGCUUGUUCAUCUGGGAAGAGCAUCUCUGUCAAGUGUGAUGGACCUUGCCCCUGUCUGCCUGGACAAGAAACGGUCAAGCCAAAGGCCAACAAGAACGCUUGCACUGACCAGGAUUUGAAGAACUUGGCUUCCAGGCUGAAAGACUGGUUCGGGGCACUUCAUCAGGAUGCCAAUCGAGAUUUAAAAGCCACUGUCUCCUCGGAUUCCACACAAGGCCGUUUUGACACCAGCAUUCUUCCCAUUUGUAAAGACUCCUUGGGCUGGAUGUUUAACAAGCUAGAUAUGAACUACGAUCUUCUGCUGGAUCAGACAGAGCUAAGCGCCAUCUACCUGGACAAAUACGAGCACUGCAUGAAGCCACUGUUCAACUCCUGUGACUCUUUCAAGGAUGGGAAGCUGUCCAACAACGAGUGGUGCUACUGCUUCCAGAAGCCAGAUGGUCUUCCAUGUCAAAAUGAAAUGAAUAGAAUUCAAAACCAGAGCAGACGGAAGACUCUAGUAGGUGUUUUUGUCCCACGCUGCAACGAUGAGGGUUACUACAAGCCGACGCAGUGCCAUGGCAGCACCGGGCAGUGCUGGUGUGUUGAUAAAUACGGCAAUGAGAUCGCAGGCUCCAGGAAGCAAGGGAAUCCGACAUGUGAUGAAGAUCAGGAGACCUCUGGAGAUUUUGGCAGUGGUGGUGCUGUGGUUCUCAUCGACGAUCAAGAAGAUGACCGAGAGCGGGCAGGAAAACAGAAAGAAAAGAAGGCCCGAAUUCGUCCACGAGGCGCCAUUGAGGACGACGAGGAUGAGGAAGACGAUAAAGAGGACGAGACUGGCUAUGUCUGGUAGUGGCCGGCUGCCAUUUCAGGGACUGUCAUUGACUGCACAGAUCUUAAGCCAUUCCACUCGUAACUUUUUUUCGCAAUGUAAAAUGAGCAAAAAAAAAAAAGAAAGAAAAAAAAAAAAAAAAAAAGAACAAAAAACAAACACAACCCCCUUUAAACUGUACCAACUCAACAGAACAAAAAUCUUUUUCUCUCCUCUACGCACACUUUCUCACGACUCUAACCGCGCUCUCUAACUCCUUUUGUUUGACUGACAGUUUCCCGUGGUGGCCUAAGAGUCCACUGGUGUGAGUUCUUUGUGAGAAAUUCCUGUUUCUCACUUUACUUCUACAGCCAACCGACAGGUGACGCCAGUAUCACAAUACUGCCAGAGUUCAAAAAGGUUACAGCCAAUCAGGUCUUUGAUGGCGCAGACGCUACUAAUGAGAGACUUGUGGACACAUCUUCUGUUGUGAACUGACCAAUGGCUUUCUUGCCUCUUUGACAUUUAGGCAUGGCUUUUUCAGUUGCAGGUUUUGUAUGACUAACAUUUUCGGGCCCAAGAACGGAAACCAGGAGGCGAUUAGUUUCGGGUGACUUGGACAAACUCGAUUAGCACUCGGCCACUACCAACAUGCUAGUAAGCGAGCACAAUUGUAGGUAGGGGACAUAACAGGAGAGCCAUUUACCCUCUGUUGUUAACAGCCAAAUCAACCGAUGCACCUCGAUUUUAGGUUUCAUUGUAAGUAACAUACCGGUCCAGGUCCAUAAUACAAUCUGCUAAUUCUUUUUCAAGUGGAGUCCUGGCACUGAGAUCCGCAAGCAAGUGUAAGAGGAAGAAUGGAGGCGGAACCGUCAAGAUCCCAAUUUACAAUUUCUCACUUAGCAGACAUUUGUAUCUGAACCGACUUACUAAAGAGGCCCUCUUGGCCACUAGGUGCACCUAAGGCUAUUAAGAACUCGCUCUCCUUAUGUCACGUGUCUGCUUUGAAAACAUGCCAUAUCGCCAGAGGGGCAGGAUGGGUUGACGGGAUGAGAUCACGGGAUAGUCUGCAGUCAGUUCCUUCAAGUGUGUAAUGAAACAGGCGCAGUAUGCCGAUCACAAUGAGCAUGUACAGUGUUUGCUACCGUGUGCAGUCGUGUGUCUUUUUGGUUCGUCGGACUUUGUAAACAUUUUCUGAAUGCGUCCCCAUGGCCUGAUCGUGCAUUGCGGAGACAUUAGAGGCAGCUCCCUGAAAAUGAAUACAAUUCCACAUUCAUAUUCUCGGGGAAAUGCACUUCUUUGACUAAUCCUCUCCAUUAAGGGGAGUUCUAUUUUAACGCGUUAGAUCUCACCCUUUGCCAUUUUGUUUCAUUGGCCGAGACGGGUCUAGCUGCAGACCUCUGGUGCGCUGCAAUUUGGGAGUUCUACCGAAUAGCCAAUCAGUUUGCAUGUUUUUGUGAGAUGAUUUCCACAGUGAAAAUUCUAAGAAGGGUCGGACUGUGGCUUGCAGCAUUGCAGCAUGGUGUAACUAACCUGCAACAAGAUGUGAUCACUACAAGACAAUGCCUACUUGAUAGUCAUCAUUACCAAUAACUCUCCCACAACCCUAAAUGUAACCCUAUGUUUUAUGAGAAUGAUGAGCAAAGUACACCUUGAAAUGGACGUGAGGAGAAAGAUGAACAUGACCGGGUGAAUCACGUAACAUUGAUUAGCUCCUCAAUGGAGCAGAUCUCUGGAGGUCUGCAGCUAGGUUUUGUUCAUUUCAGGAGCUCCAAUGACCAGUCAAUCAGAUUGCAUUUUUAUGUCUCAUGGUUCACACAACACAAACUCCAGGAAGGGUCUGGCUGUGGCCUGCAGCGCUAUACCAUAGUGUCACAAACGACACCCUCCCUGCAGCAAAACCUGAUCGCUACGAGACAAACCUACUUAAUAGUUGUCAUGACUCCUGAGGGAGAUAACUCUUCCAUAACCCUAAGCUUUUUUCUUAGCCACCACACCACCCAAUAUGGAAGAAAAUAAGCCACAAUGUUUUAACUGAACCAAAGGAGUUCUUUAAUAGCAUUAAUGCUAAUCCAGACCACUAGUGUAAAGUUCUGAAUGGUCAGUUAACACAGUGUACACCCUUUAUAGCUAACCCCCCCCUUUGCCAUUCCAUAAAUAAAUGUCAACCUGUGUAGUUCAUACGUACAAGAGUUAGGUCAUGUCUGGUGACCCUUAGUUAGCAGACAUUUAACAGCUAUAUUGCUUACAGGGACCAUUAAUUGUCUAAUCAGUAACGGCCUGGACUGUUAAGUUAUUCCUUUCAUAAGAACAAAAUUUUGCCUUCACGUAACUCUAAUGUUUGCCUGUGGAUAUAUUUUAUAACUAUCUUCUUCGUCGUCUUUCCGCUGCUCCCAUUAGGGGUCACCACAGCAGAUCACCUUGUUCCAGAUCUUCUUGUCCUCGUCAUCUUGUUCUGUUACACCCAUCACCUUCAUGUCCUCACUCACCACAUCCAUAAUCCAUAAACGUUCUAUUAGGUAUUCCUCCUUUCCUCUUACUUGGCAGCUCUAUCCUUAGCACCCUUUUCCUAAUAACUCCAAUGUCUUCCUGUGGAUAUAUUUUAUAAGUAUCUUCUUCAUCUUCUUUUGGCUGCUCCUGUUAGGGGUCGCCACAGCAGAUCAUCUUUUACCAUAUCUUUCUGUCCUCGUCAUCUUGUUCUGUUACACCCAUCACCUGCAUGUCCUCUCUCACCACAUCUGUAAACCUUCUCUUAGGCCUUCCUCUUCUCCUCUUGCCUAGUAGCUCUAUCCUUAGCGCCCUUUUCCCAAUAUACCCAGCACAUGUCCAAACCAACGCAAUCUCGCUGCUCUGACUUUAUCUCCACAAUAUAUAAUAUAUUAUGUAUUCAGGAUAUAUUUUCUAAGUAUAUUAUCCUUAAUAAGUACCUAUAAAGAUACAGAUUUGGCUAACACUUAAAGAAAAUAACUAGUAUGAAACUAUUUGACAUGCAUGAAAUUCAGUUUGUUACUUAUUGUUGAACAACAGCAUAUAUUUUCCUAGUGAAAGGAUUUAAAGUUAACAGAGCUGAAUACAAACCCUGAAGAGACCCCUACAAACUGAGCAUAUAUUCUUCCACAAUAUGAAGAGUGUAAGGUGGACCAUUAACGUUACUGGACAGAACAUUUCACCCUAUGGGAUGCUCAGGUCAAGAAGGUGCUUCCAUCAUUUUGAGGACUGGUUUGCACUUAACAUGUCCCCAGUGGUCACUGGGGCUCACUAACAAUACCAUUGUACGACACUGAGACACACCCCCAGAAUUUUUGGUGAUGCAAAUGUGGCACCGCAUUUCCAAAAUGGUGAAAUUUAUGGAGAGGCUGGUGGCAGAAGUGAGGCAAAUAGGCACCCGGAUGAUACCUGUCUGUCCGGAACUGCAAAGGUGCUCAGGUGAGAACAGAUUCAUGGAAGGAAAUUGUAAAUAGCACUAAAAAAAACAAAGCGGUAGGUAAGUAAACACAGAAAAAUGUAAGGGGCAAAUCCAUCAAAGAAGAAAAGUAAAAGAAGGGGCAAAUAUAGCGAGAAGGAUAUACCACCUAUUCUAAAAGAGCUGGGCAGGUUAUCUACUUCUAUUAAAGCCAGUCAUAACAGGCACAGCUCACAGCUGUCUCCUCAAGCUUAGCCAUCUGUUAUAUGACAUUGACCAAACACGGCCACCAUAAGUAUAACUGCAUUUUGGUCGCGGAGUGCGUGUUCACUUUUCAUCGCACUCUGCACACAAGGCUAAUGCACUAAGUGUAAAUUGAGUUUAACUCUCUAGUUGUCUGCCAGUUUCUUACUCCACUAUGGAGUCUGAAACUCCACUUUCACGCAGAGCCACUGAUGGGACCCUGUCACUUACGUGUUUACGGAAAAUACCAAAAACGCACCCUGAUAAAAAUUUACAGAAUGCAGGAGUAUCCAGCACUUGGCUUUUCCCACCUUAGCUCAUCCCAGGUUCCAUGUAGCCAUCGUUUCAUCCCAAAUUAAAAGACAGAAUUAGCUCUUUAAGCAGAAACCGUUAACAGAUGCCUGUCAUGGGGUUGUUUUCAUGAAUGUGCCCUGUGAUGGACUGGCACAGAAAACCCCACUUGAUAUCAUCAAUUCUAAAAAAUGUUUAGAGAAAGGAUAAUACAAAACAGCUUCAACUAAACAGAUCAGUGCAGAUUCUCCAAUUGAUUUUCAUCAUUUUUACCUCCUUGGUCGUGUCUUUUGUCUCCUUCUUCAUGGUCCAUGUCUCCCCAACUCACUCUUAGUUCACCUUUCUCUUGGUCAGGUUCUGCCGUCUGGAGCCAGAGAUCCUAACUAACGGAUGUGCUCUACCUGCUCACUCUGUUGAAGUUACUUUGGUAUUCCUCUCGUUGCCCAGCUUCACUCUUGAUCUUGAUAUCUGCUGAUCAUUUCACAUGAGGUCAGGUGCUUUGCCCUCCCAUUAGUCUUAUCCUAAAGCAUUAUUAGCAGUGGCCCAGUGUGACAUGUGUGCCCUGUGAGAAGUUGUGCCUGUUGCUGUAAGUCCAAGAUCGCUUACUGGAUCGCAUAUCCAAUAGGACCUUCAUGAACUUAUCCUUAUUUUUUUCAUCUCUUCUCACAUUACAAUAAUGAAUAAUCUCAGGUCGGGCAGGACAUGGAAGUGUAACUAAUUAUUGAAGCUGACAAGCUGCUGCAGAGCACUGAGCUCUGGCAUCACUCGGUGGCUCGCUUCCUGGCCUGAAGGAACAGCAGCCAAUUAGAAGUGAAUCAAAGGCUCUUCUCAACCUGCUCUUAUAAUAACUAAAGCUCGAUCCGCACUUAAUAGAUUUUUUUUUUCAUUUUCUCCCACAUCAAUUAACGGUGAUGGCAGUGGAGCUCGGACUACAUCGUAUAAACCAGGGGUGUCGAACUCUGGGCCUGGAGAACCACGGUGGCUGCAGGAUUUCAUUCUAACCCCUUUUCCUAAUCAGUGACCAGUUUUCAUUGCUAAUUCAUUUCUUUUCCCUUCAUUUUAAUAGCCCUGUUUUUAAGGAUUCUGUCCUCUGAAUUGAUUCUCGUCUUUAUUAAAAUGACAGCCAAACAGAAAUGACACAUGAAACAAGCCAACAGAUGACCGGCAAAACUGGAGCUUCAAAUUCCAACCAAUUUCGCUCUAACCAAUUUCUUAAUGAGAAGCCGAUUCUUGCUGUUAAUUAAAGCCCGUUAAUUCCAGGGUGUGUUGCCGCUCUCAUUCUGCCACAGCAGACAUUCCAAAAACAGUUGAUUUUCUGUUUUUUCUAAGAACACCAUUAAAUUGUUUGGGUGACUUGAAAGAUCAGCCUUACUGAGACCCUCACCUUUCUUUAUUUUCAGAUAUUGUGUGACGGGCACAUAUGAGCUGGUCAUGCGGUGGCUCAUUUUGUAUCACGUUAUUGUUUGCUGCUAAAUAAGGAAAAAGAAACAACUAAGAGGCCAGAGUCAAGUUAAUUAAAACAAAGGCAAAAGAAGUUAAUUAAGAUGAUGGUUAGAAUGAAAAUCUACAGCCGCUGUGGCCCUGGACUGGAGUUCGACCCCUCGGUAUAUACAAUAGUUUUAUCUACAUGUUAGGUGGGCUAUUGGUCUACGGUAUGUGUUUCAAGAUUUUGAUGGAGAGUAUACUGAACCACAAAGUCCCUGGGCAUUGAGUCAUAAACGUUAGCGUCCACUUGGUCUAAGGCAAGGGUCUGCAAAAUCAGUCCUGGUGGGCCAUGGUGGCUGCAGAUUUCUCCUUAACUAGAAACCAGUCCUGGACAAUAACUGAUCAUCUUUAGUUUUAUGGCUUCUUCUGCCAGAUCAGGUCGUUCUUAUAUCAUAGAUGUUUGUUUUUCUUUUUCAAGGAUAUGAUCCCAAUGAUUUGUAACCCGAAACAGAUGACUAAUUCUGAGUCAUUCAAAUAUUUUAUCAAACUUGAUAGCCCACGAUGAAUACAUACGGGUGUAGAUGGAAACAAUUUAGACGGACACCUGCUUGUUACUUUGUCAUUUGUAUUUUAUUGCUAACAGAAAUGGGGAAUGCAGCCGUUUCCGACUAAAAUAAGCAAACCAUGGUGGGUAAUCUUAACAAGCGAGACAAUUAAAAUAAAGCAUAAAAACGAUGCAUCAGCAAUAAGCGCAUCAACAGCAAUAAUUGACUUCUCAUUAAGACACUCAAGCUGCAGCCACUGUGGCGCUCCAGGACUGACACUGUCCAUCCCAAAAUAGAAAUCUUUAACGUAUAGCAGCCUGCCUGGCAGGAUAUGAAGAGACAAAGACCUGGUCUGUGUUACUCUCCUUUACAAAUCAUGAGCCCACUUGAAUUCAACAAAUCUACUCCCAUCUAAUAAUGAUGAUUUAUGAGCCCUGUUAGGGAAUCUAAAGGUUCUGUGUGGAAUGUUCAUGUAGAUGGUUCUUGUGGGAACCAAAAAUGGUUCCCCUAUGGAAGCACUCUGGGACCUUUACUUUUUAAGAGUGUAGGUAGUGAAUGGAUCAUUCUUUACACUGCAUGGACUUUGCAUGUUCUCCUUGUGUGCACAUGUUGGUUUUUCUUUGAGUACUCACAUCCCAUAGACAUGUCUGUUAGCUUCACUGGCAGCUUUGUCUCUACUGUAUAGGAGUGAGCCUGUGGCCAGGCCAAGACACGUCAUGAGGGGUGACAGUCCAUCCAGAUUUUUUAAAACUGAUUGAACAUUCCUGAUUAUCUAGAGGCCGGCUGGUUUUGAAUCCAACUUAGUUUUAUCCUCACUUUGGCCCUUCAUUAUUUCCAUCUUCCAUCUCCUCUGGUCCUUCUUAGGCAGUACAGCUUUCAUCUUGACCAAGAACUGUAUUAACUAUUUAGAUGGCUGGAUGGAUGGAAAAAGACCCUCCCAAAAAUAAAUCAAUAAAUAUGGUUUAAAAUUGGUAGAGUCAAAAGUACAUAGACAGAUCACACCUUCAGCUGUGUGUCUCCACCACAAACACCGCAUAGGGCAGCAGCUUACUUCCAUCUGGUUUUCAAGAUUGAGAGUCAAGAACAAUAGCCUGUAGUGGUGUAGUGGUAGUGCUGCUGCCUCACCACAAGGAGACUGGGGUUCAUAUUACAGGUGAUCCCUGCAUGGAGUUUCCAUGUUCUCCUCUCCCCUUGUAUGUGUGGGUUUUCUGCAGGAGCUCUGGUUUCUUCCCACAGUCCAAAAGACAUGCAGGAUAGGUGGAUUGGCAUUGCUAAAUUUUCCCUAAUGUGAGGUAUGUGUUCACCCUGUGAUGGACUGGCGCCCUGUCUGGAAGUCAUUCCAGCCUUUCACUUGAUGCUUUCUGGAAUGGCCUCCAAAUUCCCCACAACCCUAUUUAGAAUAAAGUGGGUUUAUGAAAUAGAUGGAUGGAUGGACGUACAAAAUGCAAUCCUAAUGUUCCCUUGAUGCUCAUGUUUCCAAGUGUACGGACACAAACAUGAUAUAUAAGUAGGAGAGCAGCAAAGUUGCUCAGUGGCUAGCUCUGCUACUUCCUGGAUCCAUCAUCUCAGGUUCAUCCAAGUCCUUUUUGUACCUAAUGAAUGUUCUUCCCACAUCCCCCGGACUUGUGGCUUAGGUGAAGUGGUGACACUAAGUUGGCCACGUUGUCAGUGCCUGAGUGGAAAUCUGCGUGUGCAGGUCCAGUGGUUGAUUGAUGACUUCUCCAGAGCUGGACCCUGCCGUUUUUCCAGUACUGACCCCCCCCCAAACCCCCCAAGAGUGACGCUGGAAUGGAUUGAGUAGGUUUGACUAUAAUCAUCUGCACAGUUCUUUACUUAAUGUAGCACUCUGCGAGUCAUCACAGGUAAAGUAGCUAAUCACACGGGAUGACAUUUUGUAACAAAACUUCUAAAGUGCUUUUCUUUUCAAUGUAAAUAUCUGCAGCACAACAGCAAAGAGAACUUCUCCGUCUUCCCAUGCCGCGCUGUAAAUUACACCCAUCCGUCAUGUGUGGAGUCUCGGGAGACGGCGCCGUGAAUAAAGACCCUUUAAGUGCUUUUAGAAACUAAAGAGCUGCGGGGGUCCUUCAGGUUUCAAGCAGCCUUUGCACAGUAGAGGGCAGUGACAACACCUAGGGACCCCUCCCAAGUGUCACAUCAGUCACCUAAACCUCCAGUCAUAAAGCAACGGACAUCAGUUGAGUCCUCACCCUUUUCAUUUAACAAACGUACAUUUGAGAUUAGGGCACCUCUAUAGUCUGCAAUGCACGGUAGCAUCGGUGGCCAUCUUUGCCGAUUUCUCAUUUGUUGACUUUAUUAUUUUUACUUUGUAAACAGAAAAAAAAAAAAAAAACCUAUCUAAAGCCAUCUGUGGCUCUCUGGCUGCGUUUACUUGCAUCAAGGGGAUUUUAUUUAAUAGUCUUCAGUGUAGCUCGAUCUCUAGACCUUUAGACUUAAACUGUAUCGUGAGCUUUGAAUGUUUUUUUUCUCGAGUUAAAACCGGAAUGUUGAUGUUUUCAGAUGACUUUCUAAUUUGAAUGUAUCUGUCCCAUUUUGUCUGUCCUAAUAAAUUUGAGUCUGUCCACUA